Spathaspora passalidarum NRRL Y-27907 is the source of this 828-nucleotide messenger RNA. RefSeq names its product cytochrome c oxidase subunit VI (gene COX6). The transcript has 2 exons. Gene Ontology annotation, biological process: mitochondrial electron transport, cytochrome c to oxygen. Lineage: Eukaryota; Fungi; Ascomycota; Pichiomycetes; Serinales; Debaryomycetaceae. The coding region runs from base 123 to 569 and encodes 148 amino acids. Gene Ontology annotation, cellular component: mitochondrial inner membrane. The record is from RefSeq and is a predicted model, not a curated record.
AUCAGAAGAGCAAACUCCCUGGUUUCAAUUGUCAAUUCAUUGUUCAAGCAACUCAGAAGUUCUACUACCAAAAGCAUCACUAAUUCUCCGCUAGUACCGCACUGAUAUAAACUCAUAAUACAAUGUUGUCUGCUACCAUUCGUUCCACUUUAAGAUCAAGAGCUAUUGUCCAAGCUCCAAGACUCAGUGUCUUCAGAGCUGCUCCUAUUGUCAGAGCCAUGCCACAACAAGUCAGAGCUUACUCUGCUGACCACCACGAUGAAACUUUCGAAGAAUUCACCGCUAGAUAUGAAAAGGAAUUUGAAAACGCUUACGAUUUGUUCGAAGUCCAAAGAAUCUUGAACAACUGUUUCUCAUACGAUUUGGUUCCAGCCCCAGCUGUUAUUGAAAAGGCUUUACAAGCUUGUAGAAGAGUCAACGACUACCCAACUGCUGUCAGAACCUUCGAAGCCUUAAAACACAAGGUUGAAAACAAGGAACAAUACGCCGCCUACUUGGAAGAAUUAAAGGACAUCAGAAAGGAAUUGGGUAUUGAUUUGAAAGAAGAAUUAUAUGCUGAAGGAGCUUAAGCACUUCCCCAAAUUAUAGUCAUUUUUCACCAUAAACAAUUAAUACAGUUUUUUUUAAAGUAAAACGAAAAUUUUACUCACCACAUGAAGAAGGAGAAAGUUUAUUAACUUGACAAAGAAUAAAAUUGUUGUCCCAGGUGAUCAAUUGAUUUGUUCUCUUGUUAUAACGAUUGUCUAUGAAUUUGUUUAUGUUUUGCUUACUCUUUCUAUUUAGUUUCUAUAUGGUUUUAUUAUUACAUGAAAAUUAUUAUGAACUUUG